This is a messenger RNA of Ichthyophthirius multifiliis, 650 nucleotides long. RefSeq lists its product as hypothetical. NCBI's taxonomy places the organism in Eukaryota, Ciliophora, Oligohymenophorea, Hymenostomatida. Gene Ontology annotation, molecular function: protein kinase activity; ATP binding. The record is from RefSeq and is a predicted model, not a curated record. The transcript is spliced from 2 exons. Gene Ontology annotation, biological process: protein phosphorylation.
AUGAUAAUUGGAAGCCAUCCCUGGUAUAAAGGAAAAAAGCUAUACUCGUUAGAAGAAGUAAAGUAAAAAGUGAAAAACAAAAUUCCAUUUUAUUUGUCAAAAAACACCAGUAAUGAAAUGAAGAAAUUUUUAUAUAAUAUGAUAAGUAAAAACCCUGAAAGUAGAUUAAGUGCUAGCGAAUUAUUAAAAUAAGAAUUUUUAAAUUCAAAUGAAAUGAAUUAUGAAUAGUUAAAUGAUACUAAAAUAGAUCAAUCAAUAGACGCUUUAAUAGCACGUAGAAAAUCAUAAUAAAGAAUAAAUUAAGGUUAUCUUGUAAGAUAAUAAUAUUAAGAUAAUAAAUUAAAAUAAUCAUAAAAUUUGUUUAAAUAAGGAAGAAAAUUAAGUAAAAUGAAUAAAAUUAAUAAAUUAAAAAAAAACAAAAAAAGAUGAUUAAGAUAAUAAUAAUAAUGCACUUUCAUCAAAAUUUUUUGAAAAAGGAAAAGCUAAAAAUUUUUUCACAAAAGCUAUAAAAGAUUUAAAAUUAGGGUAAAGUAUAGUUAGCUAAUAUUCAAUAGUUUAAAUAAAAACAAUUAUAAGUUAAGAUUCAUAAGCAUGGGAAAGACCAUUGACCUUCGGAAAUUUAAAAUAAUUACUAACUUAAACUACUAAAU